UCAACGACCGCAGCCAUUUUCCCAAGCCUUUCUGCCCGUACUAAACGUUCCGCUGCCGGCACGCUAAAGAAACUUUCUACAACCUGCUCUGGUCGAUCGUCUUCAUCAAAUUUUCUAUCACUACCGUUCCCGCUUUACACAUUUAUUCCCGUUAUAACACGUCGGUUAUUACUGCACCUACCGAAAUCAACUAAUUACUGUUGCAAAGAUGUCGGACGAACAGCCAAAAGAACAAACCAACGGUACCAAUGACAACAAUGGCGUCGAGCAGACCAGUCCGGAGGAACAGGUCAAGGAAGACGACAGGAAGUUAUUUGUUGGAGGUUUGAGUUGGGAAACUACAGAAAAGGAACUAAAAGAACAUUUUGUUCAAUAUGGAGAAAUUACAAAUAUAAGCUUGAAGACCGAUCCGGCUACUGGACGUUCUAGAGGUUUUGCUUUUAUCAUAUUCAAAUCUGUUGACGGAUUGAAUAAUGCAUUUGCUGCCGGUGAUCAUGUUAUAAAUGGCAAGAAAAUUGAUCCUAAAAAAGCCAAAGCAAAACAAGAAAAAGUAUUUGUUGGUGGAUUACCAUCAGAUGUUACUAAUGAUGAAAUUAAAGAAUUUUUUGGAAAAUGGGGAGUAAUUGUUAAUUUAGAAGUUCCAUUUGAUAAAAUGAAAAAUCAACGUAAGGGUUAUUGUUUUAUUACUUAUGAGUCCAGUGAUAAAGUGCAAGAUUUGUUCAAAACUGCAAAACAAACAAUUAAAGGCAAAGAGGUUGAUGUGAAAAAAGCUGCACCUAAGCCUGCUAACCCAUAUGCUAAUCCAAAAGCAAUGAGAGGUAGAGGAGCAGCUCGUGGAGCAUAUGGGCCGUAUGCUGCACCAUACGGGACAUAUGGAGCAUACCCACCUCAAGGAUAUGAUUAUUAUGGAGGAGCAGCUUACCCUGGUUAUGAAGCUGAUUAUUAUGGUAGCUAUGGCUAUGCUGGAUAUGAUUAUGGAUAUGGUUAUGAAGCACCACCAGCUCCAGUUUCAGCUACUAGAGGACGAGCCGCGUUUAAUGGUGCUGGAAAAACAAGAGGAGCAUCUCGAGGAUCUGGUGCAAGACACGCUCCUUAUUAAAUAAUUACUACCAUUUGUCCCUAUUUUGUGUGUUUGUAUGUGUGUAUGUGUGUGUGUAUACACUCCUUAAAUGAUGAUAUCUUUUUUUUUUUUUUAUAUAAACAAAUCAUUUUUCUUGACGACAAUAAUGACUUGUGAAAAUAACGGAAUACCUUCUACUCCCCUAUUUAGUGGUUUAUGUUUAAUAACAUAUAAAAUAAAAUGUACAAAUAAAAAUUUUAAAACGUUUAGUUAAGCACAAA
Messenger RNA from Sipha flava (yellow sugarcane aphid), 1341 nucleotides. Its product is annotated as RNA-binding protein squid-like. The record is from RefSeq and is a predicted model, not a curated record. The transcript is spliced from 9 exons. Gene Ontology annotation, cellular component: nucleoplasm. Lineage: Eukaryota; Metazoa; Arthropoda; Insecta; Hemiptera; Aphididae. Gene Ontology annotation, molecular function: RNA binding. The coding region runs from base 209 to 1099 and encodes 296 amino acids. Gene Ontology annotation, biological process: regulation of gene expression.